Suricata suricatta (meerkat) is the source of this 1785-nucleotide messenger RNA. It is a transcript of the gene ATG5, whose product is annotated as autophagy related 5. The transcript has 8 exons. Bases 318 to 1145 code for a protein of 275 amino acids. Gene Ontology annotation, biological process: autophagosome assembly; autophagy of mitochondrion; cellular response to nitrogen starvation. The record is from RefSeq and is a predicted model, not a curated record. Gene Ontology annotation, cellular component: phagophore assembly site membrane; Atg12-Atg5-Atg16 complex; cytoplasm. NCBI's taxonomy places the organism in Eukaryota, Metazoa, Chordata, Mammalia, Carnivora, Herpestidae.
GUGACUGGACUUGCUGUAGGCUUCUAAGGCCCCGCGGCGCUGCGGGUUCUAUUGGCAGAUAUCGGAGGGCGGAAGUGUAGCAGGGCUCGCUCCGACCUCCGUGCCGCUGCUUUCUGCGGCUGCGCGGGCUCUCGGGACUCCAGGCUCCCGCGCCUCUGCGGGACAGUGUAUCAAGCACCCUGCGCCGCUGCCCUGCCGGAGCCCGGGAUCCGAGCGUCUUCCUCGGUGCAGGAAGCGGGAGAAGGAGCUGGCGUUUCUGUUUGGCUUUGGGGGAAAGAGGAAUUUAGCCUAUAUGCACUGCUUUAACCACUGGAAGAAUGACAGAUGACAAAGAUGUGCUUCGAGAUGUCUGGUUUGGACGAAUUCCAACUUGCUUCACCCUGUAUCAGGAUGAGAUAACUGAACGGGAGGCAGAACCAUAUUAUUUGCUUUUGCCAAGAGUAAGUUAUUUGACGUUGGUAACUGACAAAGUGAAAAAGCACUUUCAGAAGGUUAUGAGACAAGAAGACAUUAGUGAGAUAUGGUUUGAAUAUGAAGGCACACCACUGAAAUGGCAUUAUCCAAUUGGUUUGUUAUUUGAUCUUCUUGCAUCAAGUUCAGCUCUUCCUUGGAACAUCACAGUGCAUUUUAAGAGUUUUCCAGAAAAAGACCUUCUGCACUGUCCAUCUAAGGAUGCAAUUGAAGCUCAUUUUAUGUCUUGUGUGAAGGAAGCUGAUGCAUUAAAGCAUAAAAGUCAAGUAAUCAAUGAAAUGCAGAAAAAAGAUCAUAAGCAGCUCUGGAUGGGAUUACAAAAUGACAGAUUUGAUCAAUUUUGGGCCAUCAACCGGAAACUCAUGGAAUAUCCUGCAGAAGAAAAUGGAUUUCGUUAUAUCCCUUUCAGAAUAUAUCAGACAACGACUGAACGACCUUUCAUUCAGAAGCUUUUCCGUCCUGUGGCUGCAGAUGGACAGUUGCACACCCUGGGUGAUCUCCUCAAGGACACUUGUCCUUCUGCAAUCACUCCUGAAGAUGGGGAAAAGAAGAAUCAAGUGCUGAUUCAUGGAAUUGAGCCAAUGUUGGAAACACCUCUGCAGUGGCUGAGUGAACACCUGAGCUACCCAGAUAAUUUUCUUCAUAUUAGUAUCAUCCCACAACCAACUGAUUGAAGGAUCAACUCUAUGCCUGAAUGGAAUGGCCCUUAAACAGGAUUUACCAGAGCAUGUCACCCUUCUGCUUCAAUCAGGUUUGGUGGAGGCAACCUGACCAGAAACACUACUGCAAGCCAAACAGGAAGAUGAUUCCAUGGGAGAUAAGGGCACUUGGGCUGGUCUUACUUUGCAUCACCACUGCUUUCCUCCACUGCCGUCAUUAAACCUCAGCUGCGGCGUGAAAGACUUCACAGGACCACUGCGAGUCUUCUGUUUUCUUGUAAAAUAUAAUGAAGCCGAAACCUUUGGCCUAAGAAGAAAAUGGAAAUAUGUGCCACUCGAUUUGUAUUUCUGAUUAACAAAUAAACAGGGGUAUUUCCUAAGGUGACCAUGAUUGAACUUUAGCUCGAGGGAGUGGAAACAUUGGUUUAAUUUUCUAAAGAAUUCGACUUAAGAAAGUAAAAGAGAAAUUCUGUUAUCAAUAACUUGCAGUAAUUUUUUGUAAAAGAUCCAGUUACAGUAAACCCAUCUUUCCUUAAUGAAAAUUUCCUAUGUUUACAGUCUGUCUAUUGGUAUGCAAACAAUCUUGUAACUUUGAUAAUGAACAGUGAGAGAUUUUUAAAUAAAGCCUCUAAAUAUGUUUUGUCAUUUAAUAGCA